UGCUGUCUAAAUCUUGAAUAAACUGAAUUUCGCGUUUUUGACUAACCAGUAACCAUAAAAGUCCCCUUUCCUAAUGUAUUGUAUUCUGGGUACCUGGACGUGUUGUUGUAGUGGCUGUCUGCCCUUCGAACCACGUGCCAUCUUGGCUUUUCAAAAGUACCGCUGUUUCCUCUUCGCCUUGUGUCAACGGGAGAUAAUGUGGUACUUUGCAUGCGAUUAUUUUUCUCGAUAACAUUAUGAGACUGCGAACACCUGUAAGUCGAAAUACCAUCGGUCGUGCCUCCUUCCUACCUCUAAUGCAUUUUCGACGUUUUCUGGAUUGGAGUGCCAAUUGUUGUGAGUUAUGGUCUGUGGACUAGUGUCAGUGGUGCCUGGUGUGGUCAUGCCUUCCUUGGAUUUCUUUCAAGUGCUUUCCUCUGACGAACUCUCGUGGCUCGAUAAGGCGCAAGAGCAAUACGGCUAUGGCGUUAAUCAGAGUUACCAGAGUGAAGAAGGUCGACAGUAUGGAAUGAACAAUGCGAUGUCUCUACCUCAAUAUUCAACUGCGUUGUCCAGCGCAGCUCCAACUUCAUCAUCUAGCAUGGCAGUAUAUAGCCUCCCUAGCCAGGCUGAAAGUCACCGUCAUCCAUCUAUGAUGAUUAAUAUCAGUGAAUCUCAUCACUCUCAGAAUCAUAUGCAAAUGAAUGGUCACCAUAUGGGCCAUCCUCAAGGUGAAUCAAGAGGUAGUGGGACUUAUGAAGGUCAUCCUGUUGAUCUAUCCAGUCCACGACCUAAUGGACACUAUGAACAUAUGGCUAUGAGCAGCCAGCACGGAAGUUCUUCCCAUUACAGGCCUCAUGAACAAUCAUCCUAUGAAAAUGGACUUUCAGUUAAUAUGUCUGGAUGUGAUUCAAUGCAAUAUGGGUCGGCACCUGAAAAAAUUAACGGAGACCAACCUCAGCAUCAGUUGUUAUCCAUUGGCAGUAAUUCAUCUCUUGGAGUACCUAUGUUGCAUCCGUCUUCCCACCAUGGAUCACCUAGUCCCAUGCCCACACCAUCUCCAACACUAGACGAUAGAGGAAGACAUAGGUGGAACGAGCAAAGAUUGUCCAGAGAGGCCAUGAAAAGAUAUUUAAGAGAGCGAGGAGACAUGGUUAUUGUUAUAUUACAUGCAAAAGUUGCCCAGAAAUCUUAUGGUAACGAGAAAAGGUUUUUCUGUCCUCCCCCCUGUAUUUACUUGCUAGGAGAUGGGUGGAGAAGAAAACAAGAAAGAAUGGCUCGGGAUGGGGAAAACGAACAAGGGUCCCACCUAUGUGCCUUUAUCGGAAUAGGUAAUUCUGAACAAGAUAUGCAACAACUCGACUUUAAUGGCAAGAAUUAUUGUGCAGCAAAAACACUUUUCAUCAGUGAUUCCGACAAACGUAAACACUUCAUGUUAUCUGUAAAAAUGUUUUAUGGCAAUGGAGAAGAUUUAGGCCUGUUCCAAAGUAAAAGAAUCAAAGUCAUAUCAAAACCAUCAAAAAAGAAGCAAUCACUUAAAAACGCUGACCUAUGUAUUGCAUCAGGAACCAAAGUAGCCCUCUUCAACCGUCUGCGUUCUCAGACUGUAAGCACUAGAUAUCUGCACGUUGAAAAUGGCAAUUUCCAUGCUAGUUCUACACAGUGGGGUGCAUUUACUAUACAUUUAUUGGAUGAUAAUGAAUCAGAAUCUGAGGAAUUUACCGUAAGGGAUGGCUACAUACAUUAUGGUUCUACUGUCAAACUUGUUUGCUCUGUAACGGGAAUGGCUCUACCAAGGCUGAUUAUUAGGAAAGUAGAUAAACAGACUGCUUUGUUGGAUGCUGAUGAUCCAGUUUCACAACUCCACAAAUGUGCAUUUUAUAUGAAAGAUACGGAACGAAUGUACUUAUGUCUAUCUCAGGAGAGAAUAAUUCAGUUCCAGGCUACGCCGUGUCCCAAAGAACCUAAUAAAGAAAUGAUUAACGAUGGAGCUUCAUGGACCAUCAUAAGCACCGAUAAAGCAGAAUAUACUUUCUAUGAAGGUAUGGGUCCAGUGAGAGCACCUGUGACUCCUGUUCCUGUAGUGCACAGUUUAAAUCUAAAUGGUGGAGGUGAUGUUGCGAUGCUAGAAUUAUCUGGUGAAAGCUUCACUCCUAAUCUCAGAGUAUGGUUUGGAGAAGUUGAAGCUGAAACAAUGUAUAGAUGUCAAGAAAGCAUCUUAUGCGUAGUUCCUGACAUAUCUGCCUUUAGGGAAGGGUGGCAAUUCGUGCGACAGCCAACUCAGGUUCCCGUUUCUUUGGUUCGCAGUGACGGUAUCAUUUACGCAACGGGUCUAACUUUUACCUAUACCCCAGAACCUGGUCCCCGACCCCAUUGUCCUCAAAUAGAAGAAGUGUUGAGGCCUGCUGCAUUACAUACCCAUAUGGCAGAUGGUAUGGACCAUCAUCCACAAGGCUCAGUUAUGAUGCCUCCUCAGAGUUAUCAUGACCAUAAUCUAUGAUCACGAACUUUUUUUUAAAUACAGAAACUUGUAAAUAUAUUUUGUUUUUAAAAUACCAGGCUAUUUUAAAAACAAUUAGUUCAUUAUUUUUUAUUACUUUAAUGAACUCAAAGAAGAUCCAGACCUAGAAACGUAUUUUGACUGAUGCGAAUGCCUUAACUUUACGAGUAAAAAUAGAUUAAUAAUACUUUUUUUUUCUUAAAGACGAAAGGUGCCAUUUUUUGUAAUUAUCAUUUUAUAGCAUUUACAUAUUGGGGGAAGUUUUAAACACAAUUUUUGUAGUAUAAUAUUUCAAAAAAAUUAACACUUUUGGACUUUUAGGAGCAUUUAACGCGUUUACUUUUAACAGUUCUGUAGUUUUAGAAAUGUAUAUGCGAGCAGUAAUAGAGCAUAUAUCACUUUUUAAGAUGUUGUUGGCUCAUUUUUGAAUAAUGUAUUUGUACAGCUUAUAAAUUUUUUAUGUGAACUUAUUUGGCUUCUGUGAUGAAGCAGCAAUAGCACAUAUGUAAAGUGCCUACUAUUCACCAGGAUUUAAUGCUUGGUAAAUUUGGUGAUUUAGACAAUGCUCUCUAUUGUGAUAUUUUCUGUAAGGGUUAAUUAGUAAUAUUCUUCUGUAUAAUCUUAAAAAUUUUAUGUGUAUAUAUAGAUAUCCGUAUAUAUUUCUAUUGUUUUGUAUAAGUUAAGAUGUAUGUAAGCAUUUGUACUGUAACUUUAAGAAACUUUUGGCAUACUGUCAACGUGUAUAUUGUCUCUCUUCCAGAUACUGUUUUUCUAGAUAAUCUACGAGUAAAAUACAGAGCUGAUGUGAUUUUUUAAGAGUUCCUUGAUAUUAAAGCUUUAAGUUUCUUCGUUUGAUGUAUUAUAAAAUGAGAUGAAUUGUUAAAAACUAAUGUUUACAAAAAAAUGAAAUUUUAAAUGAUUUUAUAGGGAAAUUUAAGUGGGUACUUUUUUUACUCAUUUAUUACAUACAAGUUUUUCAACUGGCUAGUAAAUAUUACACUUAAAAAUUUCAAUCAGAGUACUUUGAAAACCCUUUUAGAUCUUGCUAUUCUUUUGUGUUGGUGUGGCUAAGUGAAAAAAAUUUCAUUUUACCUACACAAAAGUGUGAGAAACGGCAACGAUGAUAUUAAUAGCUGAUGAAAUACUACUCAUGAAGGCUGAUACGUUGUUUGCCAUAAAUGUUCUCUUAGGAAUGAAGGAAUUUAUGUAAAAUCGUGGUGGGUCAAUAUUGCAAAUUGCUCCUAUGAUCUUUCCUAAGCCGUUCUGCAAGACCAUAAUCUUUGCUUCGCGCGGAAAUCUAUUUGUUAUCAGUAUAGCUGGCAUUCAUCUCAUUUUAAAAGCGUUCGAUAUAAUUAUAAGAAGUAAUUUGUUGUAAUUUUAAUGAUAUAUUUCUCAUUGUAUAUAAAUGUGUUCGUUCUUUCCCCUUUUAUAAUGCUUCAUUAUUCUUAUUAGUGGCAUUUUAAUAACUUUUGCUGAACAUAAAUAUUACUCAUUUUUAAAAGUAGCCCUCUGAAACUUAGCUUCAAAAAAUUCACGUUGAAUUUCAUAUGUUUGAAUCUUGUUCGCAAAUCUCUUGUAACAGUGCAUUUCAAAUAUUCACUUAUAAAAAAAAUUGGGUUAAUAAACAAAUCUGCAUUUAACUCUUUACAAGUCAAUGUGUUAUUCAAAAUUAAGAUGAAAAAUAACAAAAUUUGCAAUUUCUGUACUUCGCUUACAGUAUCCUAAAAAACAAUGUAAUAUUUAAUUUCAGAUUUUUUGUAAAUGUACAUAGUAUAAAUAGAAUGUUUAUUUUUUAAUAAAAUAUUUUAAUACUGCUUGAUAAUUAUAGAUAACAUUACAAAAGCUAAAUGCCCAUGCUUAGGAAAUUUUGUGACAAAUUUUAGUGAAACAGUGUAAUUCAAAUUUGUUGAAAUGACAAAAAUUCUACUGUAUUUAUGGUCACACCCACUUUUUACUGGUUUUUUUUCAGUUGAUGCAUUUCUUGUGAUUUACGUGAUGUAUUGAAGAUUAGUCAAACUAUAUAAAUUUUUUUUAAUUUGUA
Messenger RNA from Stegodyphus dumicola, 4520 nucleotides. Its product is annotated as recombining binding protein suppressor of hairless-like. NCBI's taxonomy places the organism in Eukaryota, Metazoa, Arthropoda, Arachnida, Araneae, Eresidae. Gene Ontology annotation, molecular function: DNA-binding transcription activator activity, RNA polymerase II-specific; RNA polymerase II cis-regulatory region sequence-specific DNA binding. Gene Ontology annotation, biological process: regulation of transcription by RNA polymerase II. Gene Ontology annotation, cellular component: nucleus. The record is from RefSeq and is a predicted model, not a curated record.